Messenger RNA from Lolium perenne, 5735 nucleotides. Its product is annotated as glycosyltransferase family 92 protein RCOM_0530710. Gene Ontology annotation, cellular component: cytoplasm. Gene Ontology annotation, molecular function: glycosyltransferase activity. NCBI's taxonomy places the organism in Eukaryota, Viridiplantae, Streptophyta, Magnoliopsida, Poales, Poaceae. The record is from RefSeq and is a predicted model, not a curated record.
UCCUCAGCUGCUUCUCUACCACAGCACAGAGACACCAGACACAGAGUACACAACACACACUCUCUCCCCUCUCCUUUGAACCCCGCAUUUGCUCUCUCUGAGAUGUCGUCGACGGGGUACUCGCGGCCGUCCAAGCUCCCGGGCGGGGCCGGCGAGCGGAGGCUGCCGCCGCGGCAGCUUCACCGGCAAGAUCGAGCCCAAGAAGUUCGGCCUCGGCCUCCUCGCCGGCGUCUCCCUCGCCAAGCUCUACUCGCCUGUAUUUCGGUGCGUACCCCGAUCCAUGCUUUCCGUUCCGAUCUAGCUUAAUUUGAGCUGCUCCCCUCAGCCAUGCGGGGCUUCCUUGCGUCAAAGUAACGCGACCGAUUCGAUUUCCAAUUGAUUUGAACCGACCCGAAUUUGGACGGGUUUCGUUGCGUUGCGUGAAAGCAAAGCAACCAAUUCGAUUUCGAUUCCAAUUCCAAUUCAGAUGUCCAUAUAUUCUCAGAAUUCCGGGAACCAGAUCCAAACUCUGUCUCUGAUUCCCCGAGCAACACAGCGCACGAAAAGCACCACAACUCCCCGCGCGCGAGCGAAAACGCCCAGCUUUCCUCGAGCCGCCGCCGCCCGCCGCCGUUCGCAAAGCCGCCGCCCGCCGCCAUGCCGAGUCGUCGCCGCCGCAACCGCAAGCGCCUCCUCACCUGCGUCGGCGCAGCUUCGGUGGGCGCGCUGCUCUUUUUCGGCGCCCACUCCUCGAGCAUCGGCCUCGGCGGCGGUACUUGGCCGCAGCACCAGGACCAGCUCUUCCGGUCGCCGGGGCCACCGCCGCCGGAAACCCUAAUGUCGAUGCCGCGCCAGACGUCACAGGCCGAUCUGUCCUUCGCGCGGCGCCUGUUGCCCAACCGCCACCACUCCCCGCCGCAACUCCGGGAGGAUGCCGUCCUCCUCCCGGACCGGGAGGUUCUCGUCCUGUCCGCUGACCCUGCCGUGGGGAACACCAUGUGCGUCUUUCAGGGUGGGGCGUCCUCCCCGGCGCGCGCUCUCGGGAGGCUGCCGGGGCCCGGGCCCGGGCGCCACGCCUACCUCUGCCCCCUGCCCGGCUCAGAGCAGCCGCUCCAACCACCACCCCUGCUGCUUUCAUCUUCCUCUUACUCCUCCUCGGCUGCUCCCCCUGCCACUGCCCCUGCCCCUGCCCCUGCCGCGGAUUUCCACAAGUUGCUCAAUUGGAACGACAGUCUCGUGUUUGAUUCCGCCCCUCUCCCUGGAGGCGAUCUUCUCCUCUUCGCCAAGGGCACGAACAGCCGCCAAGGGGUCAUCAAGACUGCCACUUCCAACAUCCAGUGCAUCUACAGCAGAGACUCCGAUGGCACGGUGGCCUCCUCCCCCGCCACCACUUCAGCCCAGCAGGUGAUCAGGUGCCCCCCUCCACCGGCUCCUUUAAGUUCCAGCAACCUCCAUGUCACCGUAGCCCUCAACGGCCAGGAGCCUUUACCCUCACUUGCUACCUACCAUCCACAAAACACUGGCCUGCCUGUGACACGUGAAAGGAAAACGAUAUGUGCCUGCACCAUGGUUCGAAACGUCGCCAAGUUUCUGCCUGAGUGGGUGAGGUACCAUGCUGCAGUGGGUGUUGAGAAAUUCUUCCUAUACGACAAUGCAAGCGAGGAUGACCUAGCAGGGCAGGUCUCUAGUUUGAACUCUGCUGGCAUUGAUGUCUCCACCGUGGCCUGGCCCUGGACCAAAACGCAGGAAGCAGGGCUUUCUCAUUGCGCAGCCACGAAUCAACCUUCCUGCGAAUGGAUGGCAUUCAUGGACGUUGAUGAAUUCAUUUUUUCACCAAACUGGAACGAGGUCGAGAAGCCUUCGAAAUCGUUGCUUGACUCGGUUGUUUCCGUUGAUCCGGAGGUUGGCCAAAUAUUCCUCCCCUGCUACGAUUUUGGUCCCUCUGGCCAAACAGCACAUCCACAGGAGGGGGUGUGCCAAGGCUACACCUGCCGGCUGAUGAGACCUGAGCGUCACAAAUCGUUGGUCCGCCUUGGCGCGGUGGCAGAUUCGCUUGCGAAUUCUGUACACCAUUUUACACUAAAGCCUGGUUUCCGGAAAAUGUGGACCUCUUUGGCUCGCAUAAACCACUACAAGUACCAAGCUUGGACGGAAUUCAAAUCCAAAUUCAAACGACGCGUGUCAGCAUUCGUGGCAGAUUGGACAGAUCCCGUUAACCUGCAAUCCCAUGACCGGGCCCCCGGGCUGGGAGUUGAUCCUGUCGAACCAGUUGGCUGGGCGGAUAGCUUUUGCGAGUUUAAGGAUAAUACUAUGCAGAAACUAAGUGAGAAGUGGUUCGGAAUUGGGUCUGGAGGCCGCGGAGCAAUAACAGAGUUCAACUCUAACGGUGACAUUGCUCCCUCCCCCUCUCUUACAUAGCUUAUAUAGUAAUAUAAAAUAACUAAAGCUAGUAAAAAAACAGUGAACUUGCCAAAAAAAAUAAAAAAAUAUAGCCCUUAACCUGAUUAGUAUACACAUUUUUACAAAGAAUCAAGGCAUGCCAUUUUUAUUGUUUAUAACUGCAUAUUACAAAUGUCAUUACUAACAUCAGUAUGUUCUUCUUGCAGUUUUCUCAGCCAUUCACUGUCAGACAGUAAUCUGCACUAGUUUUCUUCAAAUUGAGCUAGUUUAGGAUUUCUGGCCAAUGAUGAUAUAUUCUGGUUAAGCUGUUGCAAAUUGACCUCUGCAGCAGUAUGCACUGAUGCACCAUAUUUAGCUUUUGGUUUUAUUGUUUUUCGCCACCUGAUGCUCCUUUUGCUGAAAGUGUAAAAUCCACAAGGCAGACACAUCAGGAAUUUGUUUCUCUUUCGACUUUACUUGUUUCAAAUGAUUAAAAGCAAUCAAUCUGAGGCGGAUCAAAUUUUUGCAUGGUCUCUUCGACGCAAAUGAUAUAUAUGAAUUAAUCUAAGGCCUUCUUUUUUCCUGGAUGUUCUUUUCUGGUGCAAAGGAUAUGUGCAUGAAUCCAUCUGAAACUCAUCGGCUGGUAGAGCCUUGUGCAGAAUAAAAUCUGAGGCCAGAUGUAGCUUAGCUCUUUUUGUUUCACUUUUGUUAUCUGGGGUUCAGUGCUUGAUUCUCUUGUUUUUCUUUUGACUGCACGGUAGUUUCUGGUUUUGCAUGAGGUUAUUAUUGUUUUUUUACAGGUUAUUGGCAUGCUUCUGUUCGGUUUGCGUCACCUGUUCUUCUGGGUGCAGUUUGUAGUUUGGUGGGCGCCAGUGGCUGCUGCUGCCGAAUAUCGAUAUUUUGAUCCCACCAUCCAAGGAGCUCCAGACGCGUGCUAGAAGGACCUCGCCAUUGCUCGUCUUUCCUGGUUGCCUGGCAGGAUAUGUACCUACUUUUUCUUCAUCAACAUGGCAUGGCGACUGCAGGGAUCUUCUCUGGUUGUUCGGUUAGGUUUGCAACUGAUUUUUCUCCAAUCUUUCUGGGAGAAUUACACAUUCUUUUCUUCCCUAUUUCUCUGAUUUGUUAUUUCUGCAGUUUAUUUCUUGAUUGUUUGUUAUUGGGAGGAACUGCUAUUGUCAGAGAGGGAGGUGUCACCCCCUGCGUUUCUUUGUUCUGCCCUCAGUACACAGGCAAAACUCGGUUAUUCUGGAUCCUAACCUGGGGUUAACCUCUCUCCUACUCUUGCUCCUUAUGUGUCCGUCCUCACUUAUUCUUCAGUUUGUUACCUUGCAGCCAGUAUUAUAUUGAUACUAAAUCCCUGAUAGGUACGCGAUCCCUGAUCUCAACGGCCUAAAAUAUUCUUUUGGAAUAUGAAUCUGAUAAGCAUCACCAUGUCCCCCCCUAGGAAAAAUAUGCAGUAUCAAUUCCUAUUCUACAGUUAAAGAAUAUAUUGAAAUUCAGUUGGCCUACAAGCUCCUUAUUGUCCUUAGAUCGGUUUGUUUUUCGGGGAAGCCCGACCCCAUGCUUUCUAGUUGCUGGAGUAGGGGUACUCUAGUUCUUCGAUCUUAUCUUGGCUAAGCUGUAUGCCGCAGCAUGUAAUAGCGCUUGUGAACCUCGUGGCUUCAUUAAUUUAAAGUCGGACAUUUCAUGCCUGUUAUCUAAAAAAAGAAUCUUAAAAAGGUUAAUCUCACUUCCCGGGGCGAUUUGUUUUAUGCUUUCCCUCCUUUUGGCGAUUAUGGUAAUUCAGUUGUCCACCUAAAAAACUUAUAGGGGCUACUUACUUCUCUAUGCCAUUAGUUCAGACAAGCAUUUUAUGUUUACCCUUCUUUUGUCGCCUAUGAGGUCGUAAUUUGAUAUUGUGCACCGUCCCUCUAUUGGUCCCAUAAUAUGUUAUAUUUGUAUGUAUUUAGAGCUGUGUCUCCUUUUGCUUGCAAACUGUUUUAUUGAAACUUUCAUGUAAAGAUGAUCAACUACCUCGUGUUUGGGUUUGACGUAUGUGUGCUGCGUCACAUGUGUGUAGGUAACAUGGACUGGUAGUUAAGCAAAAACAUUACUAUCUCCCUAAGUAGAGGGACAUGAAGCCCAAGACCUUCGCCAACCUUGUCUCUGCCCUCCUCUACGAGAAAAGGUUUGGGUCCUACUUCUAUCAGCCAAUUAUUGCUGGGCUAGGAUUUCACGACCAGCCAUUUAUACGUGUCAUGGACUUCAUUGGUGCUUAAGUGUAUCAGUUCUCGUCUUUAUGCGGCUUAUUUCUGUGUGUUACUUUCUUUUCAAUAUCAAAUUGAUUUGAAUAUGUCUGGGUGCCAUGUUUCAUUCACAAACUUCCAUAUAUGUUACACGGGCAUGUGUAUCGUAGUGAUGAGUACUCUCUUUAUCAGCUUUGGCCGAGUCAUAACCCUCAGAUGUAUACAAUCCAGGGGAGCUGGCAAAAGAUUUUGUGGUUUCUGGUAGUGCUUGAGAAUCAUUAUAUGGUGCUUGUGAGUCCAUGCAUGUAUAAACCAGACGUGGUUCGUUUACUUGCUUGAGAAAUGCCAUCAGAGUGCUAUAGUAAUUUCCGUUAUCUAGUUUUGCACUCUAAAUACGACAAAUUCUUUGUUCAAAUUUUUAUUUGGUAAAUGAACCCGAAGAACUAUUUGAGACAAUCUCACAAGCAUUGUUGUCUUCUGUUGAUCCUGAUUGCCCAAGUGGCUGGGGAGGUUAUGUUCCCAUUGUGUAAGUUCCGCAUGUAUCUUAAACUUUUACUGUAUGCAUAUUAUUAUACCAAAAAUACACAUGUGAGUAUGUGAGCAUCUUUCUGCUAACUGAAUACUUACCAACUUAUGUAAUUCAUUAUUUUUUUGGGCACUUGCUGUGCGAAGGUGCACCCCUUAAAAUGCUAACCCAUUCAACAAGUGUUUGAUAUUUGAACAUCAGGUUUGUUAAACCAAUACUGUUUUGUUAUUAUGCGCCAUAACAUUAGUAAUUGUGCGUAUGAGCUCAGAGAAGAAGGUGCUUGUCAGUUCAUUUGAAGUUCUUCCUUACAUUCUGAAACUUUAUUUUCCUGGUUGCAGAACGCCCACUGGAGUUCAGGAGAGUGCUCAAGGGAAGGAUGGACUGAGUUCGCAGCACCUGUAGCCCUAGAUCACAUAGGAGAUUAUUUCGUCAUUCGACCUAAAACCUGCGUGGUCCAUUUAUUUCAGAAAGUAAAGAACCUUUAGCAUGGAAGAUAUAUAUGAUUUCUGGUUCUGUUCUCUGCCUUACAACUUGGAAACAUGCCAUGAAGGCUUGUGUGCCUGUGUAUGUACUUUGUAACAUCGCGUGUUUGCAAAGAUUGGCUGGAAGAAUUUCAUUUGCGCUGA